AUGGCGGCGCCCCUAGAGGCCCUGCCAGGAGCGCUGGCGCCCCAAGGGACUUUCCCAAGGACAACCGCGCUCCCAAGGGAAUUCAAGGGACGGUGGGGCUCUCUGAGGGACGGCGGCACCCCUAAUGGCCCUGCCAGGAGCGGUGGCGCCCCCAGGAGCUCUGUCAAGCAUGUUGGUGCCACCAGGAGCCCCGCCAGGGGCGGUGGCGUAUCCAAGGGCCCUCUCAGGGACAGCGGCGCCCCCUUGGGCCCUCCAAGGGGCGGAGGCGCCCUCAUGGGCCCUCUCAUAGGCGAUGGAGCCCCAGGGGCAUUCCCAGGGACAGCAGCGCUCACAGGAGCCCUCCCGGAGGCGGCAGCGCCCCCAGGGGCACAAGGCCCUCUCAGGGAAGGUGGCGACCCCAGGGGCCAUGCCAGGAACAGUGGCGCUCCCAGGGGCCCUCCCAGUGACGGCGGCAUCCCCACGAGCUCUCCUAAGGAUAGUGGCGCCCCUAUCGGCCCUCCCAGGGACUGCGGCGCUCCCACGGGCCGUGCUAGGGGCGGUGACGCACCCAGGCGCCCCCAGGGGCCCUACCAGGGACGGUGGCCCCGUCAGGGGCCCUGCCAGGGUGGCUGGCGCAUCCCGGGGCGCUCCAAGGGACAGCUGCACUCCCAGGGGCCCUCCCUGGAUCGUUGCCAGAGGCAACGGCGCCCCUAG
Molecule: messenger RNA, 693 nt
Organism: Homarus americanus (American lobster)
Lineage: Eukaryota; Metazoa; Arthropoda; Malacostraca; Decapoda; Nephropidae
Product: basic salivary proline-rich protein 1-like
Exons: 2
Coding region: 1-693 (230 amino acids)
Source: RefSeq, a predicted model, not a curated record